Messenger RNA from Monopterus albus (swamp eel), 716 nucleotides. Its product is annotated as dual specificity protein phosphatase 13-like. Gene Ontology annotation, biological process: protein dephosphorylation; negative regulation of MAPK cascade. The transcript has 4 exons. Bases 63 to 650 code for a protein of 195 amino acids. Gene Ontology annotation, cellular component: cytoplasm. Gene Ontology annotation, molecular function: MAP kinase phosphatase activity; protein tyrosine/serine/threonine phosphatase activity. Lineage: Eukaryota; Metazoa; Chordata; Actinopteri; Synbranchiformes; Synbranchidae. The record is from RefSeq and is a predicted model, not a curated record.
GCCACAGUCAGAAUUCAGAGUGAGCACAGCAGGAGAAUAGUUUGCACUGACCUGAAGUGAGUAUGUCUCUCAGGGAUCCACCAUAUGAACCUCCUUCGGUCUCAGACCUGCAGUCGUUCCUGCUGGCCGACAGACGGCCUACUGGACAUGUCAACCAAGUCUGGCCAAACCUUUACAUAGGCAACGAGGUGGCGGCUCGUGACAAGGGCAUGCUCUACAGUCUGGGCAUUACUCACAUUGUAAAUGCUGCUCAUGGACCCCGAAAUCCCAGCCCUGGAUACUGUUACUACGUCAACACCGGCCCACGUUUCUACAGAGACAUGACAGUGGAUUAUUAUGGGGUGGAGGCUGAUGAUGCAAUAGACUUCAUGCUGAGCCCUUUCUUCUACCCAACAGCACGAUACAUCAGAGCUGCACUGGCCAUGGGAGGACGAGUCUUUGUGCACUGUCUGAUGGGUGUGAGCCGCUCUGCAACCUUAGUGCUGGCCUUCCUGAUGAUUGUCGAGGGCCUGAGGCUGCAGGAGGCAGCUGCUACCGUCAGGACACAUAGAGACAUCUGCCCCAACUCAGGCUUCCUGCAGCAGCUCCGCAGCCUUGACAUGAGACUGGAGAGAGAGAGAAGGAGAAGACAACAGGCCCAAACACUGUAAAGACACACAUAGACAGACACAAAGCCAUAAACAUCAACAAAUGCUCACAAAUACAGACAUGUUUAU